GAUAUCAGCUCAAAUCCAAGUUGGAUAAAAAAUUAAACGGUUUAACAGAUUCUAGAAAACCAAAGAAAUCUGAUAAAUAAUAUUUUCAGAAUUAAAAAUGGAACAGUUUGCUCGGAAGAAGGGAAAGGAGGGAACUCGAGGCUCUAACUUGAUUGCCAAGGAAAACACAGAAACCCUGAUUUUCUACAGAAACAUGAUCUUCGGAGCAAACGGGGUCUACUUCGCCCUGAUGACGUUGCUGGGACGGAACUACUUCUCCCUCGAGAUCUCUAUGUUUGUGUUGACCAGCCUCGUUUACAUCUGCAGCUUCCAGUUCAUGAGGUCUAUGGGGAGUCCUAAGGUGGGGAGUAGUGGAGAGCUUCUAGAUCCUGGAGUAGAUCUAAAUAUGGUCGGAGGACUGGCGGAGCAUGCAAAGGAUUUGAUAAUAUUGACAGCUGGGAGUCAAGUCCUGAGUUUGUUCUGGGACUGGUUCUGGUUGCUCCUGGUCCUAGCUCCACUAAGGCUUGUGAUCAUGCUCUGGACUAACGUGAUUGCUCCCUGGGUGUUCCAGCCUGCAGAGGAGGACGAGCAGAGUGACAAGAAGCAGAAGAAGAUGGAGAGGAAAAUGAAGAGAAGUAUGCGAUGAUGAAAUUUUCUUAAUCUUGAUCUCGUUCAAUAGUUGUUAUCAAUAAAUUGUUGAAUUGUUA
This is a messenger RNA of Eurytemora carolleeae, 686 nucleotides long. Its product is annotated as transmembrane protein 208-like. Gene Ontology annotation, cellular component: intracellular membrane-bounded organelle. The record is from RefSeq and is a predicted model, not a curated record. The coding region runs from base 98 to 625 and encodes 175 amino acids. The transcript has 2 exons. Gene Ontology annotation, biological process: vacuolar protein processing. NCBI's taxonomy places the organism in Eukaryota, Metazoa, Arthropoda, Copepoda, Calanoida, Temoridae.